Messenger RNA from Fragaria vesca subsp. vesca, 1072 nucleotides. RefSeq names its product thioredoxin domain-containing protein 9 homolog. Gene Ontology annotation, biological process: microtubule cytoskeleton organization. NCBI's taxonomy places the organism in Eukaryota, Viridiplantae, Streptophyta, Magnoliopsida, Rosales, Rosaceae. The transcript is spliced from 4 exons. Bases 129 to 758 code for a protein of 209 amino acids. Gene Ontology annotation, cellular component: cytoplasm. The record is from RefSeq and is a predicted model, not a curated record.
UUUGUAGCAUAUAAUGAGAGACCCGCGCCUCUUUCUUUUUCCCCCUCCCUCUCUCCUUCGCUCUCAAAUCUCAUUUCUUCAAUUUUGAACCAAACCCUUGUUCUGCAAAAAGCACAUCAAAUCCAACAAUGGCGAACCGAGCCGUCCAAGAGAUAAUCGAGCAGCAAGUGCUGACGGUGGCGAAGGCGGUGGAGGACAAGCUCGACGAGGAGAUCGCAGCCCUAGAUCGGGUGGACGACGACGAUCUGGAGGUGCUCCGAGAGCGGAGGCUGCAGCAGAUGAAGAAGAUGGCGGAGAAGCGCAGCCGUUGGAUCUCUCUUGGUCACGGCGAGUACACCGAGAUCCCUUCUGAGAAGGACUUCUUCUCCGCCGUCAAGGCUAGUGACCGCGUCGUCUGCCAUUUUUACCGCGAAAAUUGGCCCUGCAAGGUUGUGGACAAGCACUUGAGCAUAUUGGCAAAACAGCACAUAGAGGCUCGUUUUAUGAAGAUCAACGCGGAGAAAAGUCCAUUCUUAGCAGAGAAGCUCAAGAUUGUUGUUCUUCCGACCCUUGCCCUUAUUAAGAAUGCAAAAGUGGAUGAUUAUGUGGUUGGAUUUGAUGAGCUGGGUGGGAAAGACGACUUCAGCACAGAAGAACUAGAGGAGAGGUUGGCUAGAGCUCAAGUCAUAUUCUUUGAAGGUGAAUCAUCUUUAAAGUCUGGUGCAAAAACCAGGAGUGUCCGGCAAAGCAGCAAGGCUGACUCAUCAGAUUCAGAGUAAAACAUGCCACAGGUAUCCAAUUAAUUUAUUUUGGAAAUUGGAGCAGUUAUGCUUCAUAUAAAUGAUGUAUUGAUGCCUGUACUUUGUAUGAUAUCUUGUGAGACUUGAGAUCAUCCUCGGAUGGUAUUACUGUAGUUUGUGUUCUUGUAUUGAGAAAAGGUUUUGGGAGCUUCCUCGUUGGUUAGUGAAAUUAUGAAACCAUAUCAUGAUUUGCUUUAGCAAAUUUGUGUUUGGUUUCUGCUUUCUGUUAGAAUGUCCCAACAGUUGUUAUGGGCAUGGAGUCGACAUGAUUAUCAAAAUGAAUACUUCAAGCC